Messenger RNA from Heterostelium album PN500, 3879 nucleotides. RefSeq lists its product as uncharacterized. Bases 1 to 3879 code for a protein of 1292 amino acids. Lineage: Eukaryota; Evosea; Eumycetozoa; Acytosteliales; Acytosteliaceae. Gene Ontology annotation, molecular function: starch binding; deoxyhypusine monooxygenase activity; phosphoric diester hydrolase activity. The transcript is spliced from 12 exons. The record is from RefSeq and is a predicted model, not a curated record. Gene Ontology annotation, biological process: peptidyl-hypusine biosynthetic process; glycerophospholipid catabolic process; deoxyribonucleotide biosynthetic process.
AUGAUGCAAAAUCAACAUGAAGAACCAAAAUUAAUAGAGAUGCGUAACUAUUUAUUUAAAGAUAUCAGACGUAUUUCAACCAAAAAUGAAGAUAUGUAUAGAUUAUAUGAAAGAGCAAAGUUCAAAGUCGAACGUUGGAGAUGUCAUGAUGAUACAACGAACAUCGAAGACUUGUUUCUUCUCAAUGAUGUAAGAGAUUGGCAAUGUAAGCUCGAUGAUAAUGAGCGUUACUUAAUUAGCAAUAUUCUUGGUUUUUUCGUGAGCAUUGCAGGUAUUAUAAAUGAGAACAUCAUCACACAUUUCAUGUCAGAAGUGCAAAUACCUGAAGCUCGUACUUUCUAUAGCAUGCAGAUUGCUAUGGAGAAUAUUCAAUCAGAGAAAUAUAGUUUAUUAAUCGAUGCAUAUAUAAAAGAUACAGAUGAGAAAUCAAAGAUAUUCAAUGCAAUCGAAUCAAUUCCAUGUGUCAAGAGAAAAUGUGAAUGGCUGUUGAAAUCGAUGAACAAUUCCAAAUCACUCGCUGAGAGAUUGAUUGCAUUUGCUGCUGUGGAAAGUAUACUAUACUCUGCGAGUUUCUGUGUAAUACUUUGGUUCCAUAAGCGUUCUUUGAUGCCCAAAUUGAGCGAAUACUACUCUUUUAUCGUUAGCAAUGAAUAUACUCAUUGCGAGUUUGGACGUCUUCUCUACUCAAAACUAAUCAACAAGUUGGAUACCGAAAUGAUAGAAUCGAUCAUUCGUGAUGCUGUCGAUUGUGAGAAGCAAAUAAUGGAAUCAGAAACAGGAGAUAGUAUUUUCGCUCAACAACACAAGAUAGAGGUUACACCAGAGGUUGUCAAUCAUUUAAAGUCAACUUUGACCGAUGUCAAUCAACCGAUUGCCAAGAGAUUCAGAUCGUUGUUUACACUGAGAAAUCUAGGUGGUCGUUUAUCAAUAGAUGCAAUGUGCUCGGCUUUAAAGGAUGACUCUGCAUUGCUCAGACACGAGAUUGCUUAUUGUCUCGGUCAGAUGACUGACAGUCACGCAGUCGAUCAACUCAUCACAAUAGUGGGUGACCAGAAUGAACACCCAAUGGUCAGACACGAAGCUGCAGAAGCACUCGGUGCCAUCGGUGACACCACAGCAUACGAUACUCUCCGUCAACACGCCAACGACAUCACCAGAGAAGUUGCUGAAACCUGUCAACUUGCACUCAGUAGAUUAGAAUGGUAUACCAAAAAUGAACCAGAAUCAGUUGAGAAUAAAUCAUAUCUUUCGGUUGAUCCUGCACCCUCUUUACCAACUACAGUACCAUUUGAGGAGGUAAAGAAAGACUUUUUGAAUGGCGAAUUGGAUAUAUUUAAUAGAUACAGAGCUUUGUUUUCGUUGAGAGAUCGUGGUGAUGAAGCGUCGGUACUAGCGUUGUGCGAUGGCUUCAACGAUGAGAGUGCAUUGCUAAAGCACGAGGUUGCAUUCGUUUUGGGACAAUUACAACAUCGUGCUGCUUUACCUGCACUCACAACCGUAUUGAGAGAUGCCAAAGAAUCGGCUAUGGUUAGACACGAGGCUGCUGAAGCACUCGGUGCUAUUGCAUCGACCGAGACAGUGCCAUUGCUCGAAGAGUUUGUCAAAGAUGCUGAGCCAAUUGUCAGUGAGAGUUGUCUCAUCGCAUUGGAUGUCACCGAAUACUUUAAUAACACAGAAGAGUUCCAAUAUGCUGAUGGAAUUAAAAUAUUAUUAGAAAAGAAAAUGGAAAUCGUUUACUUUUUUAGUAUUCAUUGCCGAUUUUCAUGUCUACUCCACUCAAAACUAAUCAACAAGUUGGAUGCUGAAACGAUUGAAUCGAUCAUUCGUGAUGCUGUCGAUUUUAUGGUUAUUUAUAUAACCGGUUGUGAUCGUUAUCAUAAACUAUGUCAAGAUCACGAUUUAAAUAGAAGUUCUAACAAUAACAAUAAUCACAAUGCUCGUCCAAACAAUUGUUUCAACAGUGGUUCCAUGGUGAUUGUCAAGCCCCCUCAAGAACCUCCAUCGAAUUCUAAUAACAAUUGUGCAUCGGGUUCUUCGGAUUCAUGUUUGUUGACAAGAGUAACUUUCAAGGUUGAUACUCCGCUCGGUGAACUUCCAGCAAAUCAAGUCGUAGCAAUCAUUGGUGAUUCUUUAGAGAUUGGAAAUUGGAAUGUUAAAGGUUCAAUAGAAUUACAAGUUACUGAACAAAAUGAUACUCAUUUAGUUUGGACAACUACAAUUAUUUUUCCUACUUCAACAAAAAUUAAUUAUAAAUAUAUAGUGGUCAACAAGUCUAGAGUACCUUCAUUACUUGUGGAAUGGGAGGCAGCAAAAGGAUCUUCUAGGUCAAUCACUGUAGAAGGAAAGGAUAUGUUUGUUAACGAUGGUAUAUUUGGUGUAUUGGGAUCUGCAUCACAACCUUGGAUUGGACGUGGUUGGUUACCAGAAAAUGAAACUCAACUGCGUGUUCAACUUCAAGUAGACGAAAACCCAGUUAAAUUAUACAACGAAAAUUACUCUCAAGCAAACUUAAUUUUAAGAAUACAUGAUCCAUAUGGUCUAAGUCAAGACUUCCAAUUACCAUUAUUAAAUUAUUCAGAGUUGGUAUUACAUGCACCUUCAGUUGAACAACUUGGAUUCUCAGCAAGUAUCAUUGCCAUCAAUCAAAAUGGUGCAAGUUCACCUGGUAUAUUGCCUGGUGAGCUGAUUGGCAGAGUAUUCAUCAUUUCAAGUCAGAUCACAAAUAAGUGGGGAAAGAUCUCUGCACCAAUUCUUACAGAGAAAGGUAUCAUUGGAGAGUUUAGAUGUAAUUUCAUUGUUGUCUUGCCAUUCGUCCACCCACUGAACUCAUUGAGUGUAUUAUGGCACUCAUUCGUUGAGCAUCCAAAUUCACUUAUCGGUCAUAGAGGUAAUGGAAAAAAUAAUUUUGGUAUCAAUACAAGUGCUGUUACUGAGAACACAAUUUUAAGUUUCCUUACCGCUGCAAGAUUCGGAGCAAAAAUGAUAGAGUUUGAUUUACAAUUGACAUAUGAUAAUGUACCAGUUAUUUUCCACAAUUAUGAAAUCGAUAUUGAAACAUCAGAGGGUGUAAUAAUGCAAGAAACAAUCAAUAGAUUAACAUUGGAACAAUUCUUAAGACUUAAACCACAGAAAAAAGUUGACCAAAUAUCAAAUGCAAUUAGUCAUAUGAAGAAACACAGACUAUCUAGAAGUACAGGAGAUCUCUUUUCUGUAUCAGACAAAGAUUCUUUCAAUCCACUGCUAUCGACAACACAACCAUAUUCCAAUGUUAUUCAUGACAGAUAUUCAACUUUCCAAGAGGCUUUCACAUUUGUUCCACACGAUGUCGGAUUUAUGGUGGAAAUUAAAUAUCCAAAUCUCUUAAUGCAAAAUCUAAGAAAGUUUUCAGCUCCAGAGCGUAAUGAAUUUGUAGAUAUCAUUUUGAAUAUUGUAUUUAAUGAAGCAGGUGAAAGAAGAAUUGCAUUUUUAACGUUUGAUCCAGAUAUUGCUAUCCUUUUACGAACCAAACAAUUCAGAUACCCAGUGUUGUUUUUGGUUUGCAGUGAUACUCCAAGCUUUUAUAGUGUAUUCGACCCAGACGUAAAUGUAAAUGAUUCUCGAGGUAAUUCCAUUCUCAAUGCUGUUUCGUUUGUAAAGACUGUGAAUCUAGAUGGUAUCGUUUGUGAUUCAGAAUCUAUUUUGCAAAAUCAUUCGUUUGUUAAAACCGUUCACCAAGAGAAUCUGUUAUUAUUUACAUAUGGUAGUAAAAAUGUUGAUGCAAAUAAUGUAAAGAUUCAAAACGAUUUAGGAGUAGAUGGCAUUAUUGCCGAUAACUUGACCAAACUGAGUAAAAAGCUACGUGAGGAAGAGAACAGUAUUGUUUCUGCUGCUCUUGUCUAA